Messenger RNA from Carassius carassius (crucian carp), 2335 nucleotides. RefSeq names its product prion protein, related sequence 3 (gene prnprs3). Gene Ontology annotation, cellular component: membrane. The coding region runs from base 135 to 1724 and encodes 529 amino acids. Gene Ontology annotation, biological process: protein homooligomerization. The record is from RefSeq and is a predicted model, not a curated record. NCBI's taxonomy places the organism in Eukaryota, Metazoa, Chordata, Actinopteri, Cypriniformes, Cyprinidae. The transcript has 2 exons.
UCCAAUACGCAUGUGCAGGUUAUCCCGGUUACACUCCUCGUGAGCGCGCACGCCUUUGGAGUGUUCAGUCACCGACGGCGUCGUGCAGCCAAGGGACAACAAUCACCAGGAGAACGCGCUGAAAUCACGAAGAAAUGGGUCGUCUAACAGUGUUGUUACUCUGUUUGGCUCUUUUGGUAUCGGUUGUGGCCAGACGAGGGGGUGGCGGUAAAGGUGGAUUCAGUUGGGGAAAAAGUAGGGGAAGCUCAUACAAAGGUGGAAGCAGCAGUAGUAAUAAAGGCACGUCAUCACGUGGGACACACUCGUCCCCUGGAAACUAUCCUCGCCAACCUCAAGUACCAAAUCAGAAUCCACCCCCCUACCCUGGUACUGGAGGUGGGUAUCCAGGGCAGGGCAGAUAUCCACCAGCAGGCUCUAACCCCGGUCAACGAUACCCUAACCAAGGCAGCUACCCAGGGCAUGGUGGUUACCCGGCCCAAGGUGGUUAUCCAGCUCAUGGUGGUUAUCCAGCUCAAGGUGGUUACCCAGCCCAAGGUGGUUAUCCACAAGGUAACUACCCGGGGCGUAGUGGUUACCCAGGACAAGGAGGUUACCCAGCACAAGGUGGUUACCCAGGAGCAGGUUCAUACCCCAACAGGAACCCUGGACAAGCCGGAGGAUAUGGAAAUCCUUACCCAGCUGGAGGCUCUUAUCCAGGUUAUCCAGUCCGGGGAGGUUCCAGCCCUAAUCAGUUUGGUGGAGGUGUUGCAGGUGCAGGUGGAUAUCCUGCAGCGGCGCAAUAUCCUUACUGGAAUCCCAACAACAAAAUCAUGAGCCCAGGCUACGGUGGCAACUACGGUAGUUAUGGGUAUGGUGGCAGAUCACCUUUUGCCCAGUCAGUGCAUAACAUGGGUAUGGCCCCUUCAUAUAAAUCACAGGGGUUUGGCAAGCAGGCGAUUAUGGCUGCUGGGGCUGGGGCUGUGGCUGGUAUGGCUCUGGGAUAUGGCCUCGGAAGUUUCCCUCGCCCCCGUUUCCAAUUCCACAGCCCACAGGAGGAACACUAUUACAAUCACUACAUGUACAGACGUUACGGCCAACCUCCCCCUGACGGUAACAUGAACUCUAACUCUCAAGGUGGAAAACCAGGCAAUGCAGGGUCGACCUCUGCAGGACAAGGAAACAUUAACCCUCAUGACAUCCUCCAGAAUGCUUCACCAGAGUCCUAUGAUAGCUUCAUGGACAAGUGUGUGAAGAGGACAGACUUGCUCCGAGAGAAACCGGAAGGAAGAUCGAGGAGAUCCACUGACUUUGUUGAGGCUCAAGAAGCAGAAGUAGCCAAUGAUCCUACUGGUGCUCAAGAAAAUGCAACAAGCAACAACAGCACUGCAGAAAGAGACACAUCCAGAAGCUCUUUAUUUGUAACCUCAAAGCCGCCCGAAACACCCAGUCAGCCUCAAAUGCAUACCGAGGAAAGAAAAGCAGAAGCUGACGGUGAUGACGAUGACACCGUUAGCAUUAUGGAGAUUGGCUAUCCUGUGCUAAUUGAGCAAAUGAAAGCACGACGUUGUGUCGAGCUGUACAUGGUCUAUGCGGAACAACAUGCAGAAAAACAGAUGCAGGUUCGCAGUAACAUAGAUGACAAAACUAGCACUGGUGGCAGUGACUUACCUGGACCCUUUGGCCAUGGAGUCAUGCUACUCUUUACUAGCAUUCUGUCGCUCAUCUUCAUUUCCCUUCUACACUGAAAUUCUGGAAAAGGUUACACAUAAAGCCAUUGAGUCAGAAUGAAAAAUGGAUUGUUCGCACCCAUCAAAUGUUAUCUGAGGAAUUUGUCUUGGAUGCUUAGAGACUCUGGACAAGGUACUCUCGAAAGACUAAUUGAAGAUUCAACAGAAAGAAUUUCUCACAAUGACUCCUGCAAAUUUACACUAAUAAAUUGCAACAUGGGCCACCUAACAAUUUGUCAUGUGCCCACAUUUCAUAGCCAUUUCCACGGUAGCAAAAAACAUUUGCAUACAAGUACUUUUACAAUAUUCACCUUCUAUAACUGCCACCUUCUUGCAUGUGUUUUGAUGAACACUAACUUCUAUUCUAAGACGGAAUAAAGCAUGAACCCUUUAUUAUCUCCAAUUUAAACAGAAUUGAGCAUGCCAUUCGCAUUUGACUUAUUGUUUUCCACUAGCAACAGCAGUAACAACAAACCAUAAUUAUUUUGUUUUUAACAUGGAAUGGUGACUUCCAGCUCUGUUCACAUGAUAGCACUCCUACUUGUGUAGUACAUAUGGAAAAUUUUGUUUUGUAGUGUUUUCUCUGAUUGUUUGGAAUGAUAACUUAGGGAUUAACUUUCUACUGCUGU